AUGUCGGCUGCACCCAACGACAGCACCAACAGUAAACUCCCGCACCAACAGCAAUACGCUUCUCGACCCAGUACCGCUCAUGCCACGACCGCGCCGCCUUCUGCUCUGGCCAACUUCUCGCGCCCUCAACCUCGCCAGUCCAUCGAUGCUCAGCUGCGCAUGACCUCGCCGCCUCCACCCCUACCCCCACCGACUGCCCCUCCAUCCAUACAUCACCGUGGCCGACAACACUCACAAGGCUUCUUCGAACCUUCUCUACCGCAUGCUUCGCAUAUGCCCGCAUCCCAAAUCGCUGCUCAAGCUGCUAUGCAUCACCUGCACAACUCGACCCAAGACCGCAAACGCCCCAAUCCUCCCUUGCAGCCCAUCAACGUCGCUGCCACUCGUCUCGAUCGUCGCAUAGCCUCUCCUACCACAUUAAGCCCACCUCCACUGCAUUCAAACAACAUAGACAGUAGAAUCGCUGCCACCACUGCUGCCAACGUCGCCUUCCCUCGAAGUCCAGGUCCAAUGCCUUCACCCCACGCUCUGACUGCUGAUCAACCCGUCUCUGCCCCUCCCAUCCCACCACCUGCUGAGACAAAGGUCAAGGAGCGCUCCAAAAUGAAGCUGUUUCACAAGCCAAAGAGUAUUGGCAUCACAAAGGACAAGGACCUGGACAAGAAGGCUGCACCAGCCCUGCCCUCUCCAAACCGUGGUCUGCUACGCGCUGGUUUCGCAAAUGCUUCCAUGACCAGUCUGAAUGACCCGACCUCAUCUGCUGCUGCCUCUGUUUAUUCUUCCGCAAACACUUCGACUUCCACUCUGGUACCUGUGACCACGACUGCGACAGCCACCGUCGAGAAGAAGGAGGACAAGGAGAAACAUAGANCAUCAUUUCUUGUCGAGGCAAAACAAAAGGACCGCGGUGCUCUACCUUUGUCCUCGGCUUCAUCCAAUUCUACCGCUGUGGAUCCUAAUGCGCCACAGUCCUUGUAUUCGUUUACUCCACAGUCUCCUGGUUUCUCCAAAUCCGUCAGUGGUUUAGAUUUGCGCCAUGGCGGGCGUGCCUUGCGAGAAAAGAAGAAGGAGGAAAAGGCUGCUGCCGCUGCAGCUACCAAUCUGACGCCAACAAUGUCAAAUACUUCUGGCAACCUGCUUCGGGACGACUCUAGAAGUGAUUUUAUGGUUUCCAGUAGCUUGGACUCGGUCUCAAUCCUCGGCCCUCCUAGCAGCAAUUCUCUGUUUUCAUCACCCUUGUACGAAUCACAGCCCACAAUGUCUGCUGCUGCUUUCAACAAUCUAGGCAACAGUAUGGGUCUCAAUGGUAUCACAGCUGAUGAUGCUUGGCCUUUGCUCAAAGCAAGAUUGUUAAACAUCUUCUCGGGUGAGGNNGAUCUACGGACGCCAAUUGAAGAUUUCAAUUUGCUGGUGUCUGUACAUAUAAGAAGGUGUAUCCAAAAGCGCGCCCCGGUGGUUCUGGUUGAAGAUCUGAGGGAACUGCUUGCGACUGGAUUCUCUUCACUUGCGCAAACACUACACAGAGUUCCCGACGAACGGCUCGUAACGCGCCUCGUCGCCAUCUGGCAGACAACUUUCAGCUCUAUACUACCCUUCAUCCAAGCUGUCUUCUUACCACUGGAUCUUGAGUUUCGUGGUCACGGCAGCAUAAUGAGCGCAAGAGAGGCUCAAGAAUUCUGGGGUGCUUUCGUGCCUGCCGAAAUGCCACCACCAAUUACACGAAAGCAAUCAUCUUCAUUCGACGAGCUUAGGCCGAAUAGUUCUGGAGGCGCGACGAUAACAAGUAACACAUCGAAUCGUAUGCCUGGGCUCGGAGAGGAAUUGGACGUGCGUCGCAUCGCCUUGAUCGUGUUCCGCGAUGUGGUAUUACUCCCACGCCAUGAGACGCUGCUUGCGAUUUUUUCGCGGUUAUCGUUAGACAGCAUAAACACUGCUGCUGUAUCCAGUAACCCAUCGUCGUCACCACCAAUAUCUGGCAGCCGGGGGCGAGGCUUCUCCAGUUCGGCAGCAGGAGGGGCAGAAAGACCAUCGACAGGCGGCUCAUUGUCUCCACGACUAGGAAGCAGUUACAACAGCAAUGCAAACUACCUCGACAGCGGCAACACAACCAUAGUCUCCAGCCCGCCGACGCAACACAGCCGUAGCCGCGCAACUUCCAACACUUCUGCUGGUAGCUUCGGCACGUCUCUCCCUCACAGCACAUCGCAUCAUCCGACCGCCUCCAUCGGCAGUGUGACCUCAGCUCCCGCCUUCUCAUCCUCAUUUUCUCCGGAUCCGUCAGGCAGGCCACCAACCUUUGCGGAUCCUGCGCAGGUUACGCAAACUGUGGCUAGGAUGUUGCAAUGUGUCAGUGUUGUUGCAGGAGCACAGACUGGAGAUCAGAGUCAAGCUGUCGUGGAAAGACUGACGAGGGAAUUGAAGUACAACUGGUUGGGAAGAGGAAGAACAGGUAGACAGAGGAGGGGUUGGGUUGGUGUCAAAGGANAAAAUACUGGAAGUAUAGGCCAAGGACAGGGGCAGAUCAACGGGUUGGGUGUUGUGGGGGCUUGA
Molecule: messenger RNA, 2550 nt
Organism: Aureobasidium musti
Lineage: Eukaryota; Fungi; Ascomycota; Dothideomycetes; Dothideales; Saccotheciaceae
Source: the annotation of a GenBank genome assembly